Neltuma alba is the source of this 2071-nucleotide messenger RNA. Its product is annotated as AMSH-like ubiquitin thioesterase 3. Gene Ontology annotation, cellular component: membrane; endosome. The coding region runs from base 142 to 1683 and encodes 513 amino acids. The transcript is spliced from 14 exons. The record is from RefSeq and is a predicted model, not a curated record. Gene Ontology annotation, molecular function: K63-linked deubiquitinase activity; protein binding; metal-dependent deubiquitinase activity. Lineage: Eukaryota; Viridiplantae; Streptophyta; Magnoliopsida; Fabales; Fabaceae. Gene Ontology annotation, biological process: protein K48-linked deubiquitination; protein K63-linked deubiquitination.
CACUCCGACUUGACUCCCACGCUUUGCUGUUUGAUCCUUCUUUCGACUCAGAGCCGUUCUCGCUUAUAGAGAAACAGAGACGCGUGACGCGCAGGAUCGUUAAUUGGAGCUUUGGGGCACUGGCGUUCCUUGCCGGAGAAGAUGAAGAUCAACGUAAACACCGUCGCCCGCAAAGUGGAGGUUGACAAUCGCAUACCCCUCCAUUAUUAUUAUCGGAUUGCCGAUAAUCUUCUCAAACAGGCUAAUAUCUACCGGGAGGAGAACAAUAUAGUUGACUUGUAUAUCAUACUUCUCAGAUUUUCAAGUUUGGUUUCUGAAACCAUACCAUGUCAUCGAGAUUACCAAACUUCACUUCCCAAACAAAAAGCUGCAUAUAAGAAGAGAUUGUUUGCUGUACUGGAUGAGCUUGAAUCUUUGAAGCCAGAAUUCAAACAAAAGGUUAAUGAAUUGAAUGAGUUACAUGGGGACGCACAAUUUCCUAAAGUUAAUGACUUCAGCAAGGCUUUGCACAGUUCAAUGACUUCAUCUUUGGAAUGGCCUGCUGUCAAUAAUAAUUCUUACUCAGGAAUGGAUUCUAAACAGCCUGCUGGCUUGGGUCUACAGUCUUCAUGGAAAUUUAAUAAUAAUGCUGGUCAUUACGUAUCUUCAAAUGCUGUGCCUAAUGACAAGCAGUUUCAGAAACUAUCUCUUAGUUUACGUCUACCAAAGGAGGAGACUCUAUCCAGACACUCAUUUUUGGGACCAAAUGGUCUUCGGGGCCAGUGGCUUGGACCAAGUGCAGGAGUGAAGGUUCAAUAUCCAAGCAGUAGUGAUUUGACUAGUGCUGAGAAUUCAAGUCUGAAUCAGGCUGGAAAAUAUGAUCUUGUGGGAUUUAAAGAGGGUGAUCCAGGAACAGGCAUGUCCACAAUGGAGUCAGUGCUCUCCUUGGAUGAUGGAAGCUGGUCGCAUCCUGCUGAUGAGUCAUGUCCUCCUCUAUUGAAUGAAUCGGGGGACAGUAACUUCCAGUUGCUCAACAUCAAGCAACCUUCACCUCCUCCAGUUCUUGCUCAGAUUCAGCCAGAAUAUACCCCAAUUCCUCCUUCAAAAGUUGCAGAUCCAAGACCAGGACCAGCUAAGUCUUUGGAUUCUCCACUUGGUCCUUCUGAUUAUCAGCACCUGCAUAUUCCUGUCAAAAUGAUGGAUGAUUUUUUGAGGUUGGCUCUGGAAAAUACACGGAAAAACUUGGAGACUUGUGGUGUUCUUGCAGGGUCCCUGAAAAACAGGGUCUUCCAUAUUACUACACUCAUAAUCCCAAAGCAGGAAUCAACUUCUGACUCGUGCCAAACAUUGAAUGAGGAAGAGAUAUUUGAAGUUCAAGACCGUUUAUCUCUUUUUCCUUUAGGCUGGAUCCAUACACACCCAUCACAGACUUGUUUCAUGUCAUCGGUAGAUCUCCAUACACAUUACUCAUACCAGAUCAUGUUACCGGAGGCAAUUGCAAUUGUCAUGGCCCCUACUGAUACAAAAAGUCCACAUGGCAUAUUUCAUCUGUCUGACCCUGGUGGUGUGUCAAUAAUUCGCAACUGUCAGCAACGUGGAUUUCAUCCACAUGAAGAGCCGUCUGAUGGAAGUCCAAUUUAUGAGCAUUGCUCUCAUGUUUAUAUGAACGCUAACCUGAAGUUUGAUGUUGUUGACCUUCGAUAGAGAUGAUUAAUCUAGGAUUGCAGGCUCGCGGAAGAACAUCUUUCCAGAGUUAAACAAGAACGGCAUGUUUGCUUACCUGGCUGUCAUCUUGAAAAUUGAACUUCAUGCUGAUUCUUUUGUAUUUAGUGAAUGAGCUAGAGAAAACUAAUCGCCCACCUCGAGAUUUUGUAUCAUGCCAGGGAAAUUGCACGAGAUGAUUGUAUCAUAAAAGAAAGAUGAUUGUGUAAAUAGUGGUAUUAAAUUGGAGGUGGAGAAACCAGAAAUAUGACAACUGUUAUCACGCAAGAUGGUGCAAUGAAUUGGACGGGUGCCAUCAGAUACAGGCUACAGGUUCAAUGUUAAGGUGAAUUCAUUGUCUAGACAUGUUCAUGGUAGUUAGUUUGCCGCU